Parnassius mnemosyne (clouded apollo) is the source of this 960-nucleotide messenger RNA. The record is from the annotation of a GenBank genome assembly. NCBI's taxonomy places the organism in Eukaryota, Metazoa, Arthropoda, Insecta, Lepidoptera, Papilionidae.
AUGUUAAGAGCAAAACAUUUCACAGUAUACUAUACGGACCAUAAGCCAAUCAGUUUCACAUUUCAUGCAAGGAAAUCCAACUGUUCGCCUAGGCAGUAUAGGCACUUAGAUUAUAUAGCCCAGUUUACAACUGAUAUCAGACAUAUUUCCGGUAAGGACGACGUUGUUGCCGAUACACUUUCGCGUGUAGAGGCAUUGGAGGCGCCUAUUGACUUAGAAGCCUUAGCUAAAAGCCAAACUUCUGACCCUGAGCUUGAAAAGCUCAUAAAAGAAGACUCAUCACUACGCCUGGAAAAACUUACUAUACCCUGGAGUCGAACCCCAUUGUACUGCGACGUCAGUACACCGACUUCCCGGCCAUUUGUAACCAAGUUUUUCCGAAAACAAGUUUUUAAUACUUUACAUUCGCUCAGUAAUCCAGGCGUUAACGCAACCGCCAAGUUAGUGGCAGAACGUUUCGUGUGGCUGAAAGUUAGAAAAGACUGUCGGGAAUGGUCAAAAACGUGUUUACCAUGCCAACGUUCGAAAAUAUAUCGGCAUGUUAGCUCACCUAUAGGCACGUUUAAAAUACCGCGUACAAGGUUUAAACAAAUUCACAUCGAUCUGGUAGGGCCAUUGCAAUUGUCGAAUGGCUACCGUUAUUGUCUGACGUGUGUUGACUGCUUCACAAGGUGGCCCGAAGCUGUUCCAAUCGCUGAUAUAACAGCAGAAACGGUUGCGAAGGCUUUGUUAUCUUAUUGUAUAGCUCGAUUUGGCUGCCCCACUGACAUUAUAACUGACCGCGGUAAGCAAUUCGAGUCAACCCUUUUCCAACAACUCGCCAAAAUAACCGGAUUCCAACACAAACGCACGACGGCUUACCAUCCGGCAAGUAAUGGACUGGUGGAACGAUUCCAUAGGCAGCUCAAAUCUUCCAUAAUAUGUCAUACACGAGAAAAAUGGACCGAGUCAAUGCCAUGA